GUGAAUGUCUGCUCUUCCUUCAUUUCGCAAAACAAAUUUGAUAUAAAAGCUAUAAAACACUUUUGAACACUACUACUACGCGGAUGUGUAAUUUUACUUGCUCGGUUUUAAAAUUUCGCCUGCCGCCAUAUUUGAUGUAACAUGGAGGACUCUACGAAAUGUCCCUAGAAAAUUCAUAAAGCACUCUAAUGAAAGUAUUCCAUAACUCUAGUGAAACAAAUGUAAAUUCUCCUUAACUUUAGGUUAUGCUAUCAUCCAUUCGUGUUGUGUUGUUACCUUCGCUUUCGAAUGUGUAGGAGUGUAGGGCCAUAUAUAUGUAUACGUUCUUACCUAUAACUUAUGGGCCAUACCGCCAUAAGCCUGAGUCUCACAGUUCUGUGCAGUGCCUGUGCACGUGAGUUCCGUUUAUCGUGUUCUGUAGGAUUCCCUAUCCUUGCACAUUAUUUAACAAAACUUAUUUCUAAAAAUUAGAUAAAAAGUAUUUGCAAUGGAUAACGAUAGAGGAAAGCAGAUGAGCAAAGGAAGGGGAGGAAUUCUCCUAAGAAUGAUAAUGGAGAAGGAAAAAGCAGAAGCUGAAGCUAAAGCUGCAGCUGCAGCUCAAUCUUUAUCGAUGACCAGCAGUACUGCUGACAUUUUGCCUAAUCCUUGUGUAGGAAUAGGAAGAGCUAAGCUAUUGGAAAUGGUUGUGCAAAGAAAAUCUGAUACAGUAAACCCUUCAUUACUACAGACACCAACUACUGGUCAAGGUAGAGCAUCUAUACUUAACAGAAUUAAGGCUACUAGUUCAGUUGGACAACACAUUGAACAGCCUAUAGCACGACAAAAUGUUCCAGAAUCAUCUGCAGAUGAUUCAGGAAUGCUGGGUAAAUUAUCAGACCUUACAGUACAAGAUACAACUCAAACUACGACAUCAUCGUAUCCAAAAGAUAAACCAAUUUCUCGACAAGGCACAAGUGGAAAACCGAUACAACUAAGUGCAAACUACAUAAAUCUCAAGCUAAUAGCUAAGAGAUGCUUGUUCAAUUACGAGAUUAAAUUUAAUCCUGACAUAGAUUCACGACCACUUCGGUCAAAACUUCUUUAUCAACAGAAAGAAGUGUUAGGAGAGACAAGAGUAUUCGAUGGUGUUAUGCUCUAUUUGCCUAAAAAAUUACAAACAGAUAGAACUGUUCUUCAAUCUACGCAUCCUAUGGAUGGGUCUACGGUAACAUUAACCCUAACAUACAAAAAAGAGCAAAGUAUGUCAGAGAACAUCCCAUUCUUCAAUGUCUUACUUGGUCGUGUUAUGCGAUCCCUCAGUUUAAUUCGCAUGGGACGACAUAAUUUAAAUCCAAAAGGUGUACAUUCAGUACCACAACACAAAUUAGAAGUGUGGCCAGGCUAUGUCACAGCUAUUAAUGAAUACGAUGGAGGUUUAAAGUUAUGCAUAGAUGUAAAACAUCGUGUCAUGCGUACGGAAACAGUGCGUGAUAUAAUGGUUAAUUUUGGAAAGGAUCCGAACUUUCAGCAAAAGAUAAUGAGAGAAUUAAUUGGAUUAUCCGUUUUUACAAGGUAUAAUAAUAAAACUUACCGUGUUGAUGAUAUUGCGUGGGAAAAAGACCCAACAUAUACAUUUGAGAGAGAAAAUGAUAAAAUAUCUUUAGUGGAUUAUUAUAAGCAGCACUGGAACCUACAAAUAAAAGAUUUAGGCCAACCAUUGUUGGUUCAUUGUUCUAAAACUAAGUUACCAGCUGGUGGUACACAAGAAAGACUGAUACUGUUAGUUCCUGAGUUAUGUUAUAUAGCAACUCUAACUGAAAGUAUUCGUUCAGACUUUAGAGUAAUGAAAGAUCUGGAUGCAAUAACUAAAAUGUCACCUAGUGCUCGUCGUGCUGAGUUAAGACAAUUUGUACAGCAAAUAAAAGAUAACGAAGUACCGCGACAAAUAUUAGCUAAUUGGGGUUUAGAGUUAGAAUCAGAUAUAGUAGAUUUUUGUGGAAGAGCUCUGGAGCCUGAAGAGAUAUGUUUUGGUAAUAAUAGAAAGUUUACAGCUCCACCUAAUAGACCUGCAGAAUGGAGUUCUGCUGCUUGUAGAAAUGUUGUAUAUCGAACUACUAAUUUAAAUCAAUGGUGCGUUUUGCACUGUCAAAAGGAUACGAGGUGUGCACAGGAAUUUGUGAGCAUGUUCAAAAAUGUAGCAAAAGUUAUGGGUAUAUCUGUUAGGGACCCACACAUGGUUUGUUUAAGAGAUGAUAGAAUUGAAACAUACGUACAAGAAUUACGCAGAAACAUUCAACAAACAGUAAAUUUAGCGAUCAUUAUAUUUCCUACAAAUCGAACCGAUAGAUAUUCUGCAGUGAAGAGAGUGUGCUGCGUUGAAAUGCCUAUACCUUCUCAAGUAAUUAUGUCCAGAACUAUUUCUCGCGGGGAUAAGUUAAAGAGUAUAACAGAAAAAAUUGCCUUACAAAUUAACUGUAAAUUAGGUGGUGCACUUUGGGCAUUAGCUGUGCCAAUGGACAAUUGCAUGAUAUGUGGAAUAGACGUGUAUCAUGCAGGUAUUGGUCAAUCAACAAAAGGGAGCGUUGCAGGAUUUGUAGCGAGUCUCGACAAAGCACUAACAACUUGGCACAGUAAAAUUUGUCUACAAGGUCGACACCAAGAACUAGUUGAUAUGCUACAGAUUUGCUUAAUUUCAGCAAUAAAAGCUUACUACAAGCAUAAUAAACUGUACCCGGAUCGUAUUAUCGUAUACCGGGAUGGUGUUGGCGAUGGUCAAAUAGAAACUGUUACUAAGUAUGAAGUAAAACAAAUGUUGGCAACAUUUAAAAAUAUAGAACCAAGUUAUCAGCCGACGUUAACCGUUGUGAUAGUUCACAAACGUAUCAACACGCGAUUAUUUACAAAAGCUUCAAGAGACCUACAAAAUCCGCCACCAGGGACAAUUGUGGAUUCUCAUAUAACGAAAUCAGCGGAUCUUUACGAUUUCUUCUUGGUAUCUCAGAAUAUACGAAUGGGUACAGUAUCGCCAACACACUACAUUGUUGCCUACGAUAAUAAAAAUAUGAAGGCUGAACAUAUACAACGAUUGACGUAUAAGCUUUGCCACUUAUAUUAUAAUUGGCCUGGCACUAUAAAAGUUCCAGCUCCUUGCCAGUAUGCACAUAAACUCGUCUCUCUUGUCGGACAAAAUCUACAAUUGGAACCUAAUCCAUCACUUUCUGAUACAUUGUAUUACUUGUAAGGUAUUAUUAUUCAUGACUGAUUGUUCCAUUGAGAAGUUGCUGAUUUACAUAUCAUAAUUAAUACCAAAGAUCAUUUAUAUAGCGAUAAUUAGAUAUUCUGAUUUUCUUCCACAAUAGACCUAUAAGGCUUGUAAAUAUAUCUUCACCUUUCAUUUCUAAAGAAUAUCGAAUCAAGAGAUACCCAAUUUCCAGAACACCUAAAGUCAGUAUUCUUUGAGUAUAAAUGGAUUAAUAAUCUAUAAAUUAAAUAUUUUAUUUUUAUACGUUUAAAUUGUAUUCAUGUAACCUAAGAUAUGUUGUUAUACCACCAUAAAAUGUAUUUUUCAAUAAUUAAGUUCAAGAUUA
Hylaeus volcanicus is the source of this 3566-nucleotide messenger RNA. It is a transcript of the gene AGO3, whose product is annotated as piwi-like protein Ago3. Gene Ontology annotation, cellular component: P granule. The record is from RefSeq and is a predicted model, not a curated record. The transcript is spliced from 12 exons. Bases 488 to 3220 code for a protein of 910 amino acids. Gene Ontology annotation, molecular function: protein binding; piRNA binding. Gene Ontology annotation, biological process: regulatory ncRNA-mediated gene silencing. NCBI's taxonomy places the organism in Eukaryota, Metazoa, Arthropoda, Insecta, Hymenoptera, Colletidae.